AUGGGCGCCGUAGACCCUUCCUAUCCUCUAACCCCGCUUGCCAGCUUCAUCGCGGCGGGGCUGCUUGUUCCCGUUCUGCUCUCUAGCCUCGUUCGCGAGAGUUGGAAUCUCGGUGUCAUCUUCCUCUGCUUCUGGCUGAUCUGCCAGAAUGUCAUCUUUGCUCUCAACGCCGUGCUCUGGGCUGACAAUGUCGAUGUGAAGCUGUACGCGUAUUGUGAGAUAUCCAGUCAUCUGCGAGUCGUUGCCGACAUCGUCAAGCCGAUGUCCACUCUCAUCAUCAUGCGCCGAUUGCACUCCAUCGCCAGUCUUCAACCAGUCGAUCUCGACACCCCCAAGAGACGGCGGCGCGAAAGAGUGAUUGAGUGGACUCUGGGUUUCGUCAUACCUAUCAUAGUUUCUGGGCCUCUUUAUCUCGGUCUACAAGGCCCACGUCUCGAGAUGUUGGAAGGUUUCGGGUGCUCUGGUGCAGCACCCCACGCUCUCUUAGUGGUCUAUACCUGGUAUGUCAUGCCUGCUCUGGUGUCCGUCACGGUUUAUUAUCCGAAGAUCGCCAUGAGGUUCUAUCGACAAGGAAAGAACGUCAACCGCUUCUUGCACAGCGCCGAAUCCGGAGUAUCGCGUGUGAGCUACAUCCGCAUCUUGGCUCUCGCAAGCAUCGACCUCGUCCUCACGUUGCCCAUCAACGUCACGACCAUCGUGAUGGUCAUGCUCCCGAUGUUGCAACACAAGCCCACGCCUUUCUACUUGGACUGGCCUUCGGAUGCUAUCGAGCGGGCACCCGUCGUUCAUACGUGGGAAGAUUUGAUUGCCGCUGGAGCCUCCGACGGGUUGAUCGAGGUGUACUUCGUGCGUUGGACUACAGCUUUGCUGUCUGUCAUCGUGUUUGCCAUUCUAGGCUGGACGAAAGGGGCACGCGAAGUGUACGGGAAGGCUCUGAGCUCGCUAGCGGAUGUGAUGGAAUUUAGCAGUGCUCCGGGUCAUUCCGUCUCUUGGGACACAGUGAUCAAUGACCAUGCAUAG
This is a messenger RNA of Peniophora sp. CBMAI 1063, 1020 nucleotides long. Lineage: Eukaryota; Fungi; Basidiomycota; Agaricomycetes; Russulales; Peniophoraceae. The record is from the annotation of a GenBank genome assembly.